Molecule: messenger RNA, 5083 nt
Organism: Phacochoerus africanus (Common warthog)
Lineage: Eukaryota; Metazoa; Chordata; Mammalia; Artiodactyla; Suidae
Gene: PADI2
Product: peptidyl arginine deiminase 2
Exons: 16
Coding region: 102-2099 (665 amino acids)
Cellular component (GO): cytoplasm
Molecular function (GO): calcium ion binding; protein-arginine deiminase activity
Source: RefSeq, a predicted model, not a curated record
CCGGGCGACUGCGGACAGCUGGUGAGGGUUCACCUGCCGCAGGUUCUCCGGUCGGACGGGGACGAACGAGGACCCACCCAGGGCUGUGCUCUGCAGGGAAGAUGCUGCGCGAGCGGACCGUGCGGCUGCAGUACGGGAGCCGCGUCGAGGCGGUGUACGUGCUGGGCACGCACCUCUGGACCGAUGUCUACAGCGCGGCCCCAGCGGGGGCCCAAACCUUCAGCCUGAAGCACUCAGAGCACGUGCGAGUGGAGGUGGUGCGCGACGGGCAGGCGGAGGAGGUGGCCACCAACGGCAAACAGCGCUGGCCUCUCUCUCCCAGCACCACGCUGCGGCUCACCAUGAACCAGGCGAGCAGCGAGGCCAGCAGCGACAAGGUCACCGUCAACUACUAUGAGGAAGAAGGAAUCACCCCCAUCGACCAGGCCGGGCUCUUCCUCACGGCUAUUGAGAUCUCCCUGGAUGUGGAUGCAGACCGAGACGGCGUGGUGGAGAAGAACAACCCAAAAAAGGCAUCCUGGACCUGGGGCCCUGAGGGCCAGGGGGCCAUCCUGCUGGUGAACUGUGACCGAGACACACCCUGGUUGUCCAAGGAGGACUGCAGUGAUGAGAAGGUCUACAGCAAGGAAGACCUCAAAGACAUGUCCCAGAUGAUCCUGCGGACCAAAGGCCCGGACCGCCUCCCCGCCGGAUAUGAGAUUGUUCUCUACAUUUCCAUGUCGGACUCGGACAAAGUGGGCGUCUUCUACGUGGAGAACCCGUUUUUCGGCCAGCGCUACAUCCACAUCCUGGGCCGGCAGAAGCUCUACCACGUGGUCAAGUACACAGGCGGCUCCGCGGAGCUGCUGUUCUUCGUGGAAGGGCUGCGUUUUCCCGACGAGAGCUUCUUGGGCCUGGUCUCCAUCCACGUCAGCCUGCUGGAGUAUAUGGCAGAGGAGAUCCCCCUGACACCCAUCUUCACGGACACCGUGACAUUCCGGGUUGCUCCCUGGAUCAUGACCCCCAAUAUCCUGCCUCCCGUGUCGGUGUUUGUAUGCUGCAUGAAGGACAAUUACCUGUUCCUGAAGGAGGUGAAGAACCUGGUUGAGAAAACCAACUGUGAACUGAAGGUCUGUUUCCAGUACAUGAACCGAGGCGACCGUUGGAUCCAGGAUGAAAUCGAGUUUGGCUACAUCGAGGCCCCCCACAAAGGCUUUCCCGUGGUGCUGGACUCCCCCAGGGAUGGGAGCCUGAAGGACUUUCCAGUGAAGCAGCUCCUGGGCCCAGAUUUUGGCUACGUGACCCGGGAGCCCCUUUUUGAGCCUGUCACCAGCCUUGAUUCCUUUGGGAACCUGGAGGUCAGUCCCCCAGUGACCGUGAACGGCAAGACAUAUCCCCUGGGACGGAUCCUCAUCGGGAGCAGCUUUCCUCUGUCUGGUGGUCGGAGGAUGACCAAGGUGGUAAGGGACUUCCUGCAGGCCCAGCAGGUGCAGGCACCCGUGGAGCUCUACUCGGAUUGGCUGACCGUGGGCCACGUGGAUGAAUUCAUGACCUUCGUUCCCAUCCCAGGGACAAAGAAAUUCCGGAUGCUCAUGGCCAGCACCUCGGCCUGCUACAAGCUCUUCCGAGAGAAGCAGAAAGAGGGCCAUGGGGAGGCCAUCAUGUUCAAAGGCCUGGGCGGGAUGAGCAGCAAGCGAAUCACUAUCAACAAGAUUCUGUCCAAUGAGAGCCUCGUGCAGGAGAACCAGUAUUUCCAGCGCUGCCUGGACUGGAACCGGGACAUCCUCAAGAAGGAGCUGGGGCUGACGGAGCAGGACAUCAUCGACCUGCCUGCCCUGUUCAAGAUGGAUGAUAACCGCCAGGCCAGAGCCUUCUUCCCAAACAUGGUGAACAUGAUCGUGCUGGACAAGGACCUGGGCAUCCCCAAGCCGUUCGGGCCCCAGGUGGAGGAGGAGUGCUGCCUGGAGACGCACGUGCGCUCCCUGCUGGAGCCCCUGGGCCUCUGCUGCACCUUCGUGGACGACAUCUCCGCCUACCACAAGUUUCUGGGCGAGGUGCACUGCGGCACCAACGUCCGCAGGAAGCCCUUCCCCUUCAAGUGGUGGCACAUGGUGCCCUGACCUGCUGGGGGCUGUCGUGUGCCGGUCGCAGCCCAUCAACAACCGAGGUUGUAGCUGGACCAGCCCUUGUGGUUAUUGUGAUUGCAAGCUACCCUUCAGCAAUAACUAGCAGGAAACUUGGGGUGGAGGAGAAAGUUUAUGACUUACAGGACCUGGCACACCUGGGGCCACACAGUGAGGUCGUGGGGAGAGGGAGAGUGAAUGCGCAGGACUGGGGUUCUGCUUUGGGGAGGGCUUGAGGGUGGGGGCCUAGAGUUUGGGGGUUCACUCUUUAUUGGUGAAUUUUUUUUUUUUGGUCUUUUUAGGGCCACAUCUGUAGCAUAUGGAGGUUCCCAGGCUAGAGGUAGAAUCACCUUAACCCACUGAUGGAGGCCAGGGAUCUAACCCACGUCCUUGUAGAUACUAGUCAGGUUUGUUCACUGCUGAGCCCUGAUGGAAAGGCCUGUUGGUGAAUUUAAAACAUAAGAGCGGGAAUUUAAAACGUGGGAAGAGAAAAAAAAAACAAAUGGCCUGAAUGGUCAGUUAUCAAAAUCCACCAAGAUCUCUUAAAAGAAAGGAGCCUCAGUGGGUGGAGGCAGCCUGGCUCUUUAUCUGGUGGCGCGGCUGGCAGUGUUUACUCGAGAUACCCGAGAUACCCAUCCUUGAAGUGGAAGCGGUCAAAGCUGAGUCAGGCACCUACAUUGCAAAAGGACAAAACCCACUGUCGGGGCUCACACUGUGGGGGCCUGGGUGCCCCCUUCCUUCCCUGAGUUCCCCACCCUUUGCACCCCCAGAGCUUCCUGACAUGGCCCCCACUGAGAGACCUUCUGGAAGUGGGAGGAAGUGGGGUAUCUGUGCCUUGCCCUCCCUCAAAAGGGCCUCAGCAUCCCCGAAGUCACCCCAGUGAGCCUCAACACUGCACUGUCCUUCCUGAAAAUAGCUGGACAUUUGGCCAGUAUCCGUAUAGCCCUGACGUGAAACAGAGAACAAGACAAAACCCCACACACCCAAAGCUUUCCCCAAAGAAUCCUUAGUCUCUUGUCCCAAAAUUGAAUGGGGGGAGAAGGGAAGGGGUUCUGGGAUGACCAGUUCUCCCAGCAGCCGUGCCCUGAGGGUCAAGGUAAACAGGAGGGAAAGGGACUCUGGGACCCAGGUGUACCUUGAGCGGCUGUCAUCCUUUGAAAUUUGCCUCCUUUGCAGUGGCCAGGUGGCCGCCCCCAAUUACUCAUUCCUUACCAGCCCCCCUCAAAUCCCCUUGGCUUUCUCUCUGCUGUGUGGACACCAUUGGCUAGCCUCCUCCUUCCCUGAGGGUCCAAUAGUCAAGCUUAGAAGCUUCCCUGGAAGCAUAUUUUAUCCGAGCAGCCUUGUCUGUUUUCAGGAGGCUCCCUAUGCCUCAUCAUUCUCAUGGACCCAGGCUCUCCCAGAUGCUUGGCGCUUUGUCCCCACGCCAGCAUCCUUGUGGCCUGGAGUUUAGUGUGUAAAGAUGCUCCAGGGUGAGUCUUAGGCAGCUUUGCUUGCUGGGCUCUCCAUUCUCUGCCAGUCCCAGACCUCUCUCCUCCCAUGGCUUCCACUUCCUAUUCUGAUGCCGUCUCUCCAGGCAGCUAGAGGAGGUCUUCUUCCCCACCAGCCAGGCUCAGACCUUCUCCCAGGACACAAUUGAAGAUCCGCCCCCUCCGCUCCAAAUGUCAGACUCAACACAUAAGGACCCUGUCCUAGCCUCCAGCUCAAGCAGCCAGUUCUGGGCUAGCUGCUGGCUUUCGAGAUGGCUCGAUCAUCCCACUGAAAUUCACCAGUGCAGUGCAUUUGCUGAAGACGCCCUCAUUUAGACAUAAUCAGAUUCACUCCCUGGCUCCAACUGAAAAGACUCAGUUUCAGCUAAAAAAAAAAAAUGUUCCUGUAGGGCCAGCUGACUUAGGAGAAUAAGUGAGUUGUAAUUCCACUUUGAGGGUUAAAAAGGAACUGAUUUACAACCAAUGAAAAAGUUAUAAAUUUGUAUUCCUGGAGAAUGGGUUUUCUUCUUGGAUUAGUCAUUCAUUCAACAAACAUAUCUUGUGUGCCUACUCAGUACCAGGCACAGUGGUGGGCUCUGAGGACACAGCGCUUAGUAGCAAACAGCAUCUGGUCCUUGCCGCGUAGAGUUGGUCAUUCCCCAACCUGCAAUGCUCACAUUUAAUGGCCAGCAUUUGCUCUUUCACUGCUGUGCUCUUUAGAAGUGUCAAUCCGCUUUAUUCAAGAAAUGCACAGGGCACAGAGCUUCUAGCAAGCCACUCUCUUGGUGAAAUGAGAGGGGUGGGUCUUCUUUAAACAGGUGUCCUUCCCAUGCAGCUGGGCCAGACCACCCAACAGAUCAGACCCCAGAGCCAUCAGAAGCUGUUGUUCCCCCCUUUGGGGGCAGUGGUUCCUGCCUUUGGGAGCCAAAGCCCCAGAUCUCUCCAACCCCAGAGCUCAAGACACCAAGUGCCUAUUUCUAGGUGUUUACCUGGAUUAAGAGUUUGUCGUGUGUGUGUGUGUGUUUGCUUAACAUGGUGGUUUGGGCUUUCUUUCAUUUUUUUUCUAGUUUACCCUAAGGGGAAGUGAGUGCUUCCCAUGUGGAGACAGUGUGUGUUUAUAGAUUUUUCUAAGGCUCUCCCCAUCAAUAAGUAAUUCCUGAUAGUUCUGGAGCCUCCAGGACUGAGGCACCCAUUCCCAUCUUGCUUGCCCACUUGUGUGACUACCCUUGGCGUGGAUAUGCCCCCCAACUCCCCCUGUACUCAUCACUCUGCCCCACCCACCCCUUUCUAUAACUGGAGGCCUAGAAUACACUUCUGUGUUGCAAAACUCAGCCAAGUUCCUGUUUCGAUCGUUAUUGGGAAGUAUUUUGUAUAAGAGGGCAGGGGAUGUCACGAAGAUGGCAAAAAGCGGAGCACAGUUUCAGCUUUCUGGACAAGAGGCCAAGGCUGGAGAUCAAAAGAUGUUUGGGGAAGAGCCUGAUGAGACAGCAAUAAAAAUAAAUGGUCAGAGAGGAA